AUGUCAUCAACAGAUUGUCUUGAGGAUACAAAAGAUGCUACAGUUGGAUCAAAUAAAAGUUAUCUCGAAUCAGACGGAUCUGUUGAUAUCAGUUUGUCAUCAUCUGAUCCACUUCUCGGAUUGCGUAAAGGCCUUUUCGGAAAGAGUGCAUCAUAUCUUCAGGAUGAAUCGAACUUAGAGUGCUUAAAUACUGAUUCGAUCACAAACAGCAGCAGAUGUGAAGAAGAAAAAGAUGAAGAUUUGCAAACUAAACAGAGAGAUGCAGCUAAGUUUCAUUUAGAAGAUUCUCUAGAAAGAAAAAGUGAUUUGACUAGAAAAGUUGCAAAAGAUAAGACAGAUAUUGACGUAGUUGAAUCUGUUCAGCAUCAAAAGCAUGACGAUGCUAUACUGGAACUGAUUGAGGGAAAAAGUGUUGUUGGUGAUGGAUCAGUCGAACAAGAGCAAAUAAAACCGAGUUCUUCUGAUAAAUCAGACGCAUCUCAAAAACUAGAGAAAGAAGAUUAUCCAGGAUUGUUAGCAAAUGAAGCGAUUGAUCCUGAAAUCGAUACAAAAUUGAUGGAAAAUAAGGAAGAAAAUUCGGAUAAAAUUAAUAAAAAGUUAUUGGAUAAUCGAGAGCGCAAUAUAUCACCGAUUGGUAAAAAGGAGGAAUCUGAAGGUGAAAUUGGAACAUCGAAAAUGGAUGUUGAGUGUGUGGUCACAACUGUGAAAGAAGAAUCUAUGGAAACAAAUGAUGAAUAUGGUAAAAAAGGUGGUACCAGAGAUGAUAUAUUGCCAGAACUUGAUAAGGAUCAAGAAAUAAAUUAUGAUAUUAAUAUAAGUUUUAAUGAAUGUAAAAAUGAAAACGAACAUGAAACGAUCACCAAAAAUGUUAUAUUUGGAAAGAACGAUGGAAAGAAUGAAGAUGAAAAAUCAGAGGUAAAAAUACAGCGAUCACUACAGCCACCAGAAAAUAAGGAAUAUAAUCGCAAGAAAAUUGAAUUGGAAAAUGAGGUAAAAGAACAUACAUUAGAAGAUGAAGAAAUCAAAAAAAAUAUGGAAACAGAUGAAAAAGUUAAGGGUUCUAUUAUAAAAAUAGAAAAGAGCGAAGAUAUAGGAUCAUCUAAUGUUAAAACAAGAAGCGCAAGAAAAAAUCAAAGCAAGGCAUCCCUUGAAGAAAAUGAUGCUAUAAAAGCUCACGACAACCAAAUGGAAUUUCUGAUGGAAGACCUUGCAGCUGAACGUCGUAGAAGUCUUCGAACACCUCGAAUAACGUUGGUAUUUUCUUAUUUGGACACCAAAGCUCAUACAACUCCUAUAAUUCGUAAAGCUCCUACACCAAUAUUUCCCCAUGAAAAUUUUUUGCUGUUGAAUUUGAAUGUCUCCUAUUGUGCAGAAUCAAUAAAUCUGAAAACACCUCAAAAAUCCAUUAAGACAAAGAUUUCUAAAGAGAGUCUUACUACAUCUAGAAUAUUGAGAAGUGUGACGAGAGAUUCCAAGAUAACACCAACAUCAUCAGCUACAAAGAAUCGUAUUUCAAAAGAAAAAGAAACAGAAGGUAGAGGGACGAGAUCUUCGAAAAAGAUAACAUCCGUAGACAAAAGCAUCAUUACACCAGGCAAGUCACAGAACAAAAAAGAACUGAAAGGCUUGAAAGUAAAUCGAACUAACGAUUCGGAAAAGGAUCCUUUCUCGUUUGAGAGCAAUUUUAAUAAUCAUCCGGAACCGCUUCGGCACAUUCAGAUGGAACGGCGAUCAUUUGGAACAUGUAAAUUUACAAAGACACCUUCUGGUAGCGCAAAUAAAUAUGAGAAAACAGAACAAACGGCUAGUGAAAGAAGAUCAAAUCUCACAUCGUUGAUUCCUCAGUCUAAAGCUGUGUAUCGCAGAUCAUUGACAGAAUUAUUUACGAGUACUCCAUCGUUGCGGCAGGAAAUCACAGUGUCAAAAUCAAGAAAGAAGUCAGUUAAAUUAUCCACAUUGUUAGAUUAUAAUAGGUCGAUAGAUUCUGGCGAUGUUUUGUUUGUUGGCACAGGAGAUAUACAUGCAAUCGAUACAGAUGAAGAAAUAAAAUCAGUAGGUGGUGAAGAAGAAGGAGAUAUGGAAAUAAUACCGAGAAAAGCCAUAAAGCGGUCGCAUUCUCGGUCCCAUGUUGUUGAACAAUAUGAGGCACAAAAUAAAAAGCGUAAAUCGAUUUCUCAAACAACAUUUGCUUAUGGUAGUAAACCUAACAUUCCUGAGUUAACUGCUGAAGAACAAUUUUCUGUUGAUCAUCCAUUAAAUGAACAUGUUCCUUUUCGGAUAGGAGCUCGCGUUUAUGCAUUAUGGGAUAGAAUGUAUUAUCCAGCUCGUGUUUCUGCAGAACGUGAUUCAAGUGGAAGAUAUGAAGUUUUGUUUGUAGAAGAUAAUGAAGUGCGUAGACUUGUGUCGACGGGUAUCAUCUCACUAUGCAAUCUUGUCAGUGGUAAAAAGUGUUUGACCACGGUCUGCAAAGAUGGUGAUGAAAUACUUGAGGAAGUUGAAAUAGUUGAAAGUCCUCCGAGUAAUGAUAUUGAGCUCUGGACCAAAGCUAUGUUCGUUGUAAAAAGUGACGAAAAUAAUAAAAGGCAAAGCGUUCCUUGGCAGAAACUUAUUUUGGAUGCAGCGCAAGCAAAAGGAGUGCAAAAAUUGUUUGUUAAUACCACCAGAGAAGUUAUUGCAGAUAAUAUUGAUUCAACGGAAGGUCGACGAAGUCGCUCGACUCGCCAUUCUUCUAAUUGGCAUGAGGCUUCUCCCUUUGUUAAUGCAAAAAAAUCAGCAAGUGAAGCUAAAAGGCCAAUGAAAAAAGAAAUACGUAAAAAUGAAUUCGUGGAGAUUACCAGGGAACCGUCACCAAAGCAACGUUCAACUCGCCAGUAUAUGGAAAUUCAACAGUCAUGUCAGUCUGAUCAACAUCAUACCGAAGCCAGAGACCAUAUAUUUGAUGGUAUCUUUUUUGUGGUUACCUCAGCAAUGCGAAAGAAUAAAGAUGAUGACCAAGGUUUUAGUAAAAGAGAAGUACGGCAGUUAAUUGAAGCUCGUGGAGGAGUUGUGGUGGACGAUUUUUCCAAAAUUUCUCCCAAUAAAAAAAUGUUACUUAUUGCGGACACUUAUUACCGCACUCACAAGUACUUGUCGGCACUUGCUCGAGCAGUUCCAUGUAUAAGUCAUCUAUGGGUGUCUGAAUGUGUUGAAAAAAAUAAACUCGUGGAUUAUUCACCAUAUAUGCUACCUGCUGGUUUGUCAUUGUUGACCAGUGAAACUACUCCUUGGCAUUCUCGAAAUAUGACCUUGUUGAAAGGGAAAAAAGUAUAUAUUUUUUCGGAGAGUUCGUUUGGCGAUCCGGCUAUGCCAAAUUUCACAAAAAUUUGGUCACCUCUUAUAGCACAGAUGGGUGCUACUAUUGUUCCUGAUAUUUUUGCUGAACCGAUUGAUAUCCUGUUAACGGAUCCAACUUGCACGGAGAUGAUAUUGGAGGCAGCUUGUAGAUAUAAAGCCGAGAUUGUAUCUUCUGAGUGGAUCAUACAGUCGAUUAUUCAUGGUAGUUUACCGCCCGUCAGUUCACACGAGCGUUUCAGAUAUGAUUUUGUUGAAAAAACUGAUUCUUAA
Dracunculus medinensis (Guinea worm) is the source of this 3603-nucleotide messenger RNA. NCBI's taxonomy places the organism in Eukaryota, Metazoa, Nematoda, Chromadorea, Rhabditida, Dracunculidae. The record is from the annotation of a GenBank genome assembly.